UAUCAGUCAUCGUACGUGCGCCCCUCGAAUUUCGUAGGCAUGGCAAAUCUAUGACGUCAUAAUCUCUAAGAGUGAACGUCUGUCUAAGCUGUUUGACGUUUGAUUCAAAUCAAAUGUGCGUGUCGUCGUGUGAAUGUGCAGUCAUAAAGUGAUAUAGUUUUGAGCAUCAAACUACACCUUAUACUUGCUACUGGAAGGAAUUUUGUGUGAGCAUUGAGUUUAUUGGGUAUAACUUAUACAUCCAUGGGGAAAACAGGAACUAUUAAUAACAAUGACGCCUACAAGAAGGGCGUGGCGAUCAAUGCACGAAGCGAAACUCAAAAGUUGAAGUCUCGUAUGGCCGCAAAGACGAGAAGGAAAAAUGAAAACGAAAACAUUGAAAAGUUGUCGCGUAUGGUUUUGUCAAUUCCUGAUAAUCCACCAGAUAAAUCAAGUAUAAUACGUCUAUCGACGAGUUACAUAGGAUUGAGAAAGGUCCUUGAUGGUAGCAGAUACACACAAAUGAUUGGCAGCGGUUCGUCAACCAGUGCAGGAAUAGAAAAAAUGUGCUUGGAGCUUUUGGAUGGUUUUUUCAUCAUUCUCAAAAACGAUGGCACAAUCAUUUAUGUAAAUGACAAAGUGUUGAAUUAUCUUGGCUUUCCACCUCAAGAGUUGAUGGGGAAGAAAAUGUACAACUAUGUGCUGAGGAAAGACUGGGAAAUAUUGGCCAAGAAACUUAAAGGUCAUUUGCCAUCUUUGGACGACCCUAAUAUUUGCGAACCGACUGGGGAACCUGGUGACAUUGUCUGUCAACCUACACAAACAGAGCUAUUUACAUCGUACUUGGAAGGCAAUGGUCGUUGGAACGAGCAAACCCAAUUUACGCUGCGUAUACAAUGCAACUUCAUGAGAAAGGAAAAUUUGGCAAAGAACACCAGUUAUGGGAUUGUCAAAUUUACUGGAAAACUGAACGCUGAAGGGUUCUUUGUUGGUACUGGGGAACAAAUAUGGUCAAACGAGUUGGGUGAUUUACCAGUGAUUGAGCCCGCAUUCAUUAGUCGUCUUACACCAGAUUUGAAAUUAAUCUUCUGCGAAGGAAGGAUCCAUCGCUACAUGGACUCGAAAGCGAAAGACAUAGUUGGAAGAGUGGUAUAUCCCUUCUAUCAUCCAACCGAUGCUUUUCAAAUACAGCAAUUACACUCAGAAUUGCUAGCCAAAGGAAAAUCGACUACUUCUCCAUAUCGAUGGAUAAAUAAAGAUGGUGGUUGGAUAUGGCUACAAUCGAUAACAACCAGCAUUCAGGACGAGAAAACUGGAAAGACCUACAUGUUGUGUGUGAACUACGUUCUUAGUGCCAUUGAGGACAAAGGAGUGGUCGUUGGUAUGAAUCCAGAAACUCGCGGUAAAGUGAUUGAGAAACCAAAUGAAAAAGAAAGUGAUAGCGAUGCUGAUGAUGCUUACUUGGUAGACGAACUAACGGAAGCGUUUGUACCAUUUGAUCCCUUCGGUCAGCCUGAGGGUAUGGCGACUAAUGCAGAAGGAAAGCUACACAGCAAUACAAUCAACGUAUUCAACAAAUCCUACCGACCGUCUUUUACUUCACAAGAAACCAAAGCAAAACCGCUAAUAGAAUGGAACGAGAAUGAACUAAUGUUUCAGACGGAGAUGAAAAGCAAUCGGCUCAAAGAGACACAGUAUCGGCAAGACAAACGUACAAAACAACAUGACUGUUUCUAUGGACGUUAUAUGACCAACAGUGGUAACCAAAUUACUAAUGCUCCAUUUUUCCCUACCAAUAAUCCACAAUUGACCAAACCUGCAAGAGUAGCCUGUAAUACAGGAUUAACCGUUGGUGUAGGAUUAACCAAUGAAAUGGGAGGAGAAGCUAGCAGCAAUUUUAAUUCGCGAUGCAGUACAGAAAUGUUGGACAAUGUUAUCGAUGGUCGGUUUAUGAUAAACGAUCUGAUUAAAACUGAACCUUUCGGAGAAACAUCUCCUUCACAGCCAUUUCACGAUGUCAAACAAAUUCGAGAGGAUCUUCAAUCAAUACCUGAAGAUUCUAUGUACAACACGCUAGCUGACGCUUUUAUUUCUGGAGAACAACCCAGGAUGAACGGCUUCAAUAAUUAUUACCCACAAUCCUUUACGGGACCAGAGACCGAAGCAAAACCGUCUAAACAAUGGAACGACAAUCAACAAACGUUUCAGACCGAGAUGGACAGCGAUUGGCUUAAAGAUACACAGAAUCAACCAAUCAAACUCAUGUCACAAGGCGACCGUUUAAAUGGAUGUUAUAUAAACAUGGUGAACAGCGGUAGACAAACUACUCCUUUUUCUUUCUUUCCUGUCAGUAAUCCACAACUGACUAGCACAGCAAGAUCAACGUGUAGUACAGGAUUAACCGGUCGUGCGGGACUGACCAAUGUUAAUAAAAUGGAAGUCUUAAAUGAUGCAACACUAAGUGAACGUGUUAAUGGCAAUUUUAAUUCACCUUGUAGUACAGAAAUGUUUGACAAUGCCAUGCAUGAAUAUGAAUAUUCGAUGAUAGACAAUAUGAUUAAAAAUGAACCCUUCUCCACGACGCCUUCAUCUUCACAGUCAUUUCACGACAACGAACAAAUUACAGAUGGAAUCGGAACACUGCCAGAUGAUUCUCUGGACGACACGUUAGAUACCUCCAUUUUAUGCAAUACCGAGCAAGAAAAUGUUGCAUACGAAGCUUCGCUGUUUCUUUUCAUGAACGACAUGCCGGAUAUUGGCGCCGGCAAUAACCUGCUAACAGGUGUUAAUAACUACGGGGAAAAUGGACUACUAGAACCUGAAAUUGUCAUGGCAAACUUCGAUAACUCACUUCUUGUUUGAGUCAUAGUUCCACUGAACUCAAACGGAUCACUGGAUAUGUAAUGAGAAUAGGGAUGUUGCAGGAUCUCAAGUGAAAUUACGUGAGGGACACUGAGGAACAUGGAAAACAUUAAUGUACUCUAGCAAAUCUGCCAUUGAAAUAUCAGCGGCCAUUAAUGCUACAAAUUUAUAGAAACUGUAUUUAUUAUAUUGACAAUAUUUGGCAGUUUUUGUGUUUACCAAGUGAAGAUUUUCACAAUUUGUAAAUGUGUAGUAUUAUACAAUGCGUGAAUCACAAAUUUUAGGUCAUUUUCAGAGCAAAUAGCUCACAAAAUCAACAGUUUGAACUUUAUAUUGACUUCUAAGUGAUCAAGUGAUACUUAUAGUAUGUUUAGGUACUUGUGUGUAUAGCAUGUGUAUGUUCAGUGAUUUUAUAUAAUGAACCCCAUUGUAAAACACAUUAGUGAGGGCUGUCAUGAAUCAAUAUAUAUGUAAAAAUAAGUUAAUAGUAGUGAUAGUAAUAUUAAAACUUUACACAAGAGCCUA
Xenia sp. Carnegie-2017 is the source of this 3366-nucleotide messenger RNA. RefSeq lists its product as uncharacterized. The coding region runs from base 244 to 2841 and encodes 865 amino acids. Gene Ontology annotation, molecular function: DNA-binding transcription factor activity, RNA polymerase II-specific; protein dimerization activity; RNA polymerase II transcription regulatory region sequence-specific DNA binding. The transcript is spliced from 12 exons. Lineage: Eukaryota; Metazoa; Cnidaria; Anthozoa; Malacalcyonacea; Xeniidae. The record is from RefSeq and is a predicted model, not a curated record.